Pieris napi is the source of this 715-nucleotide messenger RNA. RefSeq lists its product as uncharacterized. The record is from RefSeq and is a predicted model, not a curated record. Lineage: Eukaryota; Metazoa; Arthropoda; Insecta; Lepidoptera; Pieridae. The transcript has 8 exons. Bases 62 to 715 code for a protein of 217 amino acids.
GACAUCAAAAAAUUUAGACUUUUUGAUUUCUCCAAACUUUUGUUUUAACUACAACACAGAUAUGAGAAUUUAUUUGCUGGCAAUGUUUUGUGUCAACGCGCAGGUGUACAGUGCGCGAGUUCUAAUAUUGGACUCGAAAGAACAAGUCAUCGACACUCCAAUGUAUGAUGAAAACAUAAUUCUUGCCGAUAGCCUGAAUAAAAAUGGAAAUAAUAUUGGUGAUUUAAUGGAGAUUAUUAACGAAGAAAAUAUUCCGAUAACCAACGAAAUCGGGGGAGUUUUGGAGAGCUAUUUAAAACCAAUAAGCAAACUUUCUGAAUUAUUUCCUAAUCAACAAGUAGAAGUACAAUUGGAAAUUGAUGGCCCAAAUUAUGUACCAAAGCAGUAUCUACGACGAAGUGAGACCAGUGUGUUGCCUCCGAGCUCUUCAAUUAUAACCACUCCUACCCAGCUAGAAACUUCAACGAAUUCAGCGGUCAAAGAUAGACCCGUGUAUAUGAGCGAUUUAAAGAAAGUUUUUGAUGACUUUGAAAAGAAGCAUACAAAGUUUCAUGAUGACAUCAAGCAGGUGCCUUUUGUUAACAUCAAACAGACGGUGGGGAAUCUAAAUGAUUUAUUGGGGUUAUUAAGAAAAGGUGUCCAAGUGGAAAAGGGUAUUGGAAAACCAACGGGCGAAAAUAUGAGCUGGUUUCAAAUAAAAAUACCAAGAAAUUAA